Messenger RNA from Mugil cephalus (flathead mullet), 969 nucleotides. RefSeq names its product centrin 3 (gene cetn3). Gene Ontology annotation, molecular function: calcium ion binding; microtubule binding. The transcript has 5 exons. The record is from RefSeq and is a predicted model, not a curated record. Gene Ontology annotation, cellular component: microtubule organizing center. NCBI's taxonomy places the organism in Eukaryota, Metazoa, Chordata, Actinopteri, Mugiliformes, Mugilidae. Gene Ontology annotation, biological process: spindle pole body duplication. The coding region runs from base 123 to 626 and encodes 167 amino acids.
GCGACCAAUAGGAAACCAGGAAGUAUGAGCGCGGAUAAACGGAUUUGUUGUUGUUGUUGUUGAUUCUGUCUCGUUUAGCGACAAAGACUCGUUUCGUUGAAAAAGGUUUAAACUCCAACACGAUGAGUUUGUCUCUGAGAGCUGAGCUGCCGGUCGAUAAAACCAAGCGUAAGAAGAGGAGAGAACUCAGCGAGGACCAGAAACAUGAAAUCAAAGAGGCCUUCGAGCUGUUCGACACGGACAAAGACAAAGAGAUCGAUUAUCACGAGCUGAAGGUUGCGAUGCGUGCGCUCGGCUUCGAGGUGAAGAAAGUCGACGUCCUGAAGAUCCUGAAGGAUUAUGACAGGGAGGGAAACGGGAAAAUAACCUUCGAGGAUUUUAACGAAGUCGUGACCGACCGCAUCCUGGAGCGAGACCCGAAGGAGGAGAUCAUGAAGGCCUUCAAGCUGUUCGACGACGACGAGUCGGGGAAGAUCAGCCUGAGGAACCUAAGGAGAGUCGCCCGAGAACUCGGAGAGAACAUCAGCGACGAGGAGCUUCGCAGCAUGAUCGACGAGUUCGACACCGACGGAGACGGAGAAAUAAACCAGGAGGAGUUUAUCUCCAUCAUGACGGCAGACUCCUGAGGAGGAGGAGGAGGAGGAGGAGGAGGAGGAGGAGGAUCAUCUCCUUUCAUCUGCUCCUGAGGACUUUUCUUUUCUUUUUCUUCUUUUUCUCGUCCACAUCGUGAGGAUCUGAGCUUCCUGAGGUUUGUUCUAGAUUCAGAACGUCGGCCACGUUUCUGAACUCGAUCGCAGUCGAAGACGAAAACGUGGACGUAACCAGCGUCUGGGAGGUGAUUCCAGGCUUUAGCCGUAGCCUUUCUGGGGGGGGGGGGGUUUAAUGGCUCAUUACGAGUGGUUGUAUUUACAGUUUUCAUGUUUGUGCUAUUUAUUUUAUUUUUUACACAUUAAAUCGGUUCAUCAGGAA